AUGUACGGCACGUGCAGCUUACCCGCCUGUGGAAUGCUCGAUAUAGGCGGCACGAAAGAAUACAUAGCUGGCCAGGCCACUGUUCGCGACACUGAGGCCCCGGAGGAGCCGCUGUCGCAUUCCUUCUCCCAGCCUCCAUUAGCGCACUGCACGCCACCAACGCCCCAUCGACAGAAGCGUCGCCGAUCCCUGUCUCGCGAAAUCGAGGCUCAUUUCUUCGAAAAUCAAAAGCAUCACCAACAAAAAGCUAGAGUCCCAACGGCUCAGGAACCACCCCCUGCUUUUUCAUACGCUUCUUCUGCAUUUUCCGUUUCUACACGCCCUGCAUCCAUUUACAUCCAUAUCCUGCAAGCUGCCAUUUUCACGACUUUUGACGACCUUUUGCUUCACGAAGCAAAUCUACGGCGAAGAGACAUUGUCUCUCCCCCCAUUUACGACUUCGGCCCCGACGGCGAUUCUCUGACCUCUGAACUUAGUCCAGAGCUUCUGCCUCCCAUCUAUAUAUCCCAGCGACGAAAUAGCGGGCCAAUCAGCCUCCUCUUCGAAGAGAUAACACCUCCAGACGGACUGAGCAGCAGAAACGAAGAGACGGCAUCGUUUUACCGGAAAGUUCCAGAAACAAAACACAUCAAAGCCGUGCGUGCGACAGGCGAAGGGAGGUCACGACGAGGAUCCUCUCGGGAACACAGUGUCCCAUUUCAACGCCCUCGUCGAUUAGGGCAGGCAAAGUCGCGGCACUCCGCGCACCGAAACCGCAAGGAUGGGUCAAAGCGUGUCGAGCAGCAUGUCAUGGCUGACAAGCUUGCUGUUCUCCAAAAAGGAAAUCCGGAUCUUGAUCCUGGGACUGGUACGAUUUUGCUUUGUUCUGUUGCCAAGGGAAAGCACGAGAGUGAGGUGGACAGUAGAGGGUUAUGGACCAGACAGGACAACGCUGGCAAGACAACACUCCUGUACCGGCUCAAGAUUGGCGAGGUGGUCACAACGAUCCCGACAAUCGGCUUUAACGUCGAGUCCGUGACAUACAAGAACCUCAACUUUAACGUGUGGGAUCUCGGCGGCCAGACGUCUAUCCGGCCCUACUGGCGGUGCUACUACGCGAAUACCUCGGCGGUGGUGUUCGUGGUCGACUCGACAGACAUCGAGCGGCUGCAGACGGCGGCCGACGAGCUGGCGGGCAUGCUGAACGAGGAGGAGCUCAAGGAUGCGGCGCUGCUGGUGUUUGCCAACAAGCAGGACCAGCCGGGGGCCAAGGGCGCAGCAGACAUUAGCGAGGCGCUGCAGCUGGGCCAGCUGCGGGACCGCAACUGGACAAUCAUAGCCUGCUCUGCGGUCGAUGGCACGGGCGUGAACGAGGGCAUGGACUGGCUAGUGGUAAGUUGA
This is a messenger RNA of Sporothrix schenckii 1099-18, 1380 nucleotides long. RefSeq lists its product as uncharacterized. Gene Ontology annotation, cellular component: cytoplasm; Golgi apparatus. The transcript has 3 exons. Gene Ontology annotation, biological process: intracellular protein transport; vesicle-mediated transport. Gene Ontology annotation, molecular function: GTP binding; GTPase activity. The coding region runs from base 1 to 1380 and encodes 459 amino acids. The record is from RefSeq and is a predicted model, not a curated record. Lineage: Eukaryota; Fungi; Ascomycota; Sordariomycetes; Ophiostomatales; Ophiostomataceae.